AAAGAAUGCUGUGGCAUGGAUGGCAACGAGACGAACUCGGAAUGAGCGAAGACAGUGUCGCGAGGCCCGCUGGGGCGUGCUGAUGAAAUGGAGGGACGUCAGUGGUGGUGGCGAUGGUCGCUAUUCUCUCGCCUUUUACUGUUUAUUUUCCUCCUCCUUCCCCUUGAGGCGUCACUGACAUCAUCUGACGAAACUGAAGUUGUGGUGAUGUACGAAGGAUGCGGUGACGCGGCCCACACAGGAAUGAUGCUUGCCUCGCCCACCACACACCUUCUGAGGCUUCCCUGCCGCGCUGCCUCCGUAUCAUCCCUGUCCACCACCGCCAGCGUUUCGUCGCACUCCUUUCCCGUGGUGGUGAUCGCCUCUUGCUCCGUAAUCAACACGGUCAUCUCCAGCCUUGCCACCAACGCCACGGUGGAAACAGGCCCCAUCUUUCCAGUGCCUUCUACCAGUCUGCUAGCCUGCCCCAUGGAGACCCAGACUGAGAUCGCCGCCGCCACGCCCGCCCUCCAUCCCGUAGAAAGAGUGUUGAAUGCCCUACUGUCCUGGAUGACCUAUCACUCCUGGAACACCCUCACUGUGUUGCAUGAUAGAUUCAUUGACCACGUUACCUUCACCUUCUUCAUGAAGAGGCUGCUGGCGGAGGGUGCUCGUCUUGGGGCUCGGCUUUCGUUUCGGGAAAUGUCCUCUGAUGCCACUAACGAGACGGUAGCGGAGGUGGUGGCAACAGUGGUGGAUGCCUGGCGGAAUAAUGGUGCCAACCACGUUACUGUCAUCGCCUCGGAGGAAACUAUUGUGCACCUCUUGCAUGUGAUCCCUGGAUUCGAGGUUGAGGACGGCGAGAGUGACUGCGACUGGCUAAUCUUCACCAGCAUGAAAGCCAACGUGCCGCGGGAGUACAAGCCCACUAAUGGCCACAAUGUGUUCUUCGCCGACACUCCGGUGCACAUGACGCUUGAGGAACGAAGUCGGGCAGCUGUGAAGAUGGCGAGAGAUUUUGUAGACACCUGUCAUGCCCCUCAGGCCCCUGACGUGACGGUGUAUGUGCGGAGGCCAGACUACGAAGCUGAGCUGGUGCCUAAAGUGACCCUUGGACGGCCUCGCCCUCGCCUUGUUCCCGCCUUCACGUGGACACCGCCGCCUGCACACCCCAGCUGGGCAUACGGUAGGAUACAGCAGCUGUCCUCCUACGAGCAGUAUCUCCUGUACGGCGCUCACCUCACCGUGGCCACCGUAGAGGGAAGCCCCUUCAUUGAACCGUUGGGCCAACCUAACUUAAAUGCCACUGACAGCGUGCACCAGGAGAGACCGGACCAUCUGCCGCCCCACAUCAACUGCAGCCAACCACGAAACUUCUCCGGGUUUCUUGUGGACAUGCUCAAGGUUAUCAGCAAAGAGAUGAAUUUCACUUUUGACUUAUAUGAAGUAUGCGACAAGGCGUAUGGGAGGGUGGAGGACGGGCGGUGGACGGGCGUAGUCGGGGAGGUGGUGAGGGGACACGCGCAUAUAGGACUGGCCAACCUCGGCGCCAACUACGGGCGCAGCCACGCCAUCGCCUUCCCUAGGAUCUCCACCAGCUACGGGGGCGCGGGUAUCAUCGUGCGCCGCCCCGAGAGUACCGCCAAGGACAGACUGACAGUAUACAUGCUCCCUUUUUCCUCCGGGGUGUGGGCUUUCCUCCUCGUGUCCAUCCCCAUUGCCUCCCUCGCCAUGUACCUCGCCACCAUCCCACGCCGUCGUCUUAACCGUCGCCUCCUGCGUCUGCUGUCGGCCUGGAGAGGAUAUGGUAGUGUGAGGAAGCCUUCACCGGUGCCGUCCUCCCCAGUCAAGAUCUUCGUCACCAGUGCGAGUGAGAAUGCAACCCGUACCCGCCUGUGGGAUGUAGACGUCAGUUGGUCCGCGCUCGUUUUGAGGGAGAAGGGAGAAGAGAAGAGUGAAGCAAAAGAAGAGGAAGAGGAAGAUGUGCCUUGCUCCUUCCUAGAUGGUCUCUGGUUUGCGUCCACCGUCCUUAUGCAACAAGGACAGGAGGUGGUACCCAACAGUGGUGUGGCCAGGGCGGUGUUCGGAGUGGUGUGGGUGUCGUCUGUCAUUCUGUACGCCGCCUACACCUCCAACCUGGUCUCCCACUUCACCGUCACCAGACUGUCUCUCCCUGUCAACAAUCUGGAGGAGCUGGUGAACAGUGACUACAAGUUUGGCACCAGACCGGGCUCAGUGUACAUCGAUAACUUCAAGGCUUCAGACACCGGGGUGUACCAGGCGGCCUCCCACAAGCUACAGUCAUUUGGCACCUCCGUCCUCAUGCCCACGUACGAGGAUGCCAUACGCAGAACACUUCAGGGAUCCUACGCCUUCAUCGGGGACUCAGUGGUACUGGACUACUACCAGCGGAAGGAUUGUGAUCUGGUGCUGCUGAAACAACGACUCUUCCCAACCAUGAGUUCCAUCGCCUUACCUCAUGGCUCUCCGCUCCUCCCCGCCUUCAACUACUACUUGUCCCUGAUGAGCGAGAGUGGUAUACUGGAGAAGCUGCGUCAAAAGUGGUGGAGUGCCCAGCCGUGCCCCUCCGCCGCCACCCUCACCGCCUACCACAGCAUUAGCAUGAUGGAGGUGUUCUCCGCCCUCGUGGUGAUGGGCGCUGGGUUGGCUGUGGCUCUCAUGGUGUGCUGCCUGGAGUGUGCACGCCCACCACGUCCGUGAUUACCUUUCCUACUGCCCUUCCCCACCACCACCACCACCUCUAUUCUUCUCGCCAUGGCUGUUGGCUAGCCGUCAAUUACAUCAUCAUCGACUAGAUAUAUUUUUCCUUAUAUAAUUCUGUACGUGAAUAGCGUUGGCGAUACUUUUAUUCAGUGCCUCUCCCUGUACAUCAACACGUGUACCAUUAUAAAUCAAUAAGCACGCACCACAUAGUUAUAAUGGAAGUAGGUAUACCACUUCAGUACAUACACUUAAGUCACGUCCGCCUCACUCUACCGGACAAGAUUAUUAUUAUUUUUGGUAAACGCUAUUUGCUUUGUAUUUUUAGGGUUCUUGCUACGCCCUACAACAUCUGAAACAUGGUGGAAAAGUGGAGUUUUUAGGUAGAGAAAGCUAAAAUAGAGCCAAAUAUCGUCUCAUCACCAGAAAAUUGGUAGAAAGCAACACUACUGUUGCUGCGGUUCUCUCUCUUAUUUACCGGUUUAGUUAUAGGUUAGGUUUAGUUAGGAUGUUAGCGGCAAGAUCAAAAUUAACGCAUGAACGCCUGGCCGCACGGCUCUUCCUAAUAUUUACCUUAUUUUUUCUUCUCUUCCGGUACAUUUAACACUAUACUCCAUUGUUAUGUACGUCGUUACUGUUACAUUUUGUAUCCGAUCUAUACGAUAACUUAUCCUGGUUCUUACACCUAGAUGCACGUCCAGCACGCCAGCCGCCACUUUCACAUCUACCUCCACUUUCAACACCAUCUCCUCUUCCAUGUCCUCAUACAAAGCGUUCUCGCCUCUUCGUCUCUGACUUUCUUCAUCACGUUAAAAAAAUUAUGUAUGCACUAAUGACACAUAAUUAAGGUGAUUUUUUUUCAACCAACAUUUCAUACCGAACUUGCUUGAAUCUCAUGAAGAACGUAGACUUGACUAUAGAAAAUUCUGAGAUAAUUUUUUCUAUGAAUUAUGUAAGAGUAGACAAAAAUACUGGUAUAGAUACAUGUAAAAAAUCAUGUGUUUAACUAUCAAAGGGUUAGGGAUAU
Messenger RNA from Portunus trituberculatus (swimming crab), 3727 nucleotides. RefSeq lists its product as uncharacterized. The transcript has 17 exons. NCBI's taxonomy places the organism in Eukaryota, Metazoa, Arthropoda, Malacostraca, Decapoda, Portunidae. The record is from RefSeq and is a predicted model, not a curated record. The coding region runs from base 88 to 2700 and encodes 870 amino acids. Gene Ontology annotation, molecular function: glutamate-gated receptor activity. Gene Ontology annotation, cellular component: membrane.